ACAAGAGACAAGAGACAACAAUAAAAAGAGAAUAAAAUCUUGUUAUCCAAAUCCAUCAACACUAGUCCAUAAUCAUUCUUCACCGCUGGAUGCGCUCGAUGCACUAACCAUAUAACCCUGCAGAGCGAAAAAAAAACGCCUACAACUUAUCUUCGACUAUUUUGAUACACUUCCUACGUAGAGUUUUUGACUCUCGUUUUUUUUUUCUCCCUUUUCAAGACAUUUUAUCUUUUCACACACACACAGACCAGCAAUGGUCUCAACAUUUCACAUGCAGGCCUUCUACCGGCCGAAUCACUUAUCCGUCGACACAAAUGCGCAAAAGUACUUUGACGAAGAGGACAGCAACAUCCUCGAUGACCAUAUCCUAGACAGCAGCGCGAUCGACUCGGGACUGGACAUGUCGCCCCCCAUGGCCGGUAGCCGGAGAGAUUCCUUUGCUGUUCCGGGUUCGAUAUUCUCCCCCAAGACGGAAGUGGGCGAUUGGCAAUCAGUCGACAUGCAGAGCGUCCCGUCAAACAACCCCUUCCUAGAGCCCCAGAACAACAACCCCUUCCGAUCUGAUCCCUCGCAAACCACAUACAACUCGCAGAACCAGCCAUGGUCGAUGGGUCAAGGUUCCGGCACAUGUACCCCCUUACAGUAUGAUGGUCUCGAGACAGCCUUUGACAACAACCAGUCCAUCUUCCAGCAACGGCCUCUACAGAUGCAAACACCCUUCGGCAAUCCUCAACACCAGGUCCCGCUCUUCUCCAACGUUGGUCCCGGUAACUCCGCCAUGCCCAAUUCUCCGCAGAAGGAUUGGAUGAGUGGAGAUUUGAAGAACCCGUCUAUAGUCAAGCGCAUGCGUCCAGAUACCCCCACCAUCCGGUCCCACAACGAGUUGCGUCGCGGCGAUGGCAUCCGCAAGAAGAAUGCGAGAUUCGACAUCCCCGCGGAGCGUAACCUCGGCAACAUUGAUCAACUCAUCGCUGCGACUACUGAUGAACAGGAGAUCAAGGAGCUGAAGCAGCAGAAGCGAUUACUGCGUAACCGACAAGCUGCGCUUGACUCGAGGCAGAGGAAAAAGAUGCACACGGAGAGGCUGGAGGACGAGAAGAAGCACUUCACGACCGUCAUAAGUUCGAUGGAGGAAGAGAUGAACGAGCUUCACCUGAAGCUGGAGCAAGAGAGGCGCGAGCGAGAGUACCUGGUGGCCCACGUUGAGAACCUGUCCCUGGAGAAGGAGGAGCUCAUCCGAAACCACACCAUCGAGACUGGCGACCUCCGCAAGAAGGUCACCGUCCUGACCGACCACGUCCAGAGACUCGAGCACGCCGCGAUGCCCAGCAACACGGGCUACUCGAAUAGCUUCAACGACAUCGACACCCUCGCCAUGGACACGUCAUGGGACGGCCUGGGCUUCAUGAACGACUACCCGAUGGAGACCGACGUCAAGCAGGAGCUCCAGAUCGUGCCCCAGAAGAAGGCGGAGGUCUCGCUGUCGUCCGACGUCGAGAAGUCCACGACCCAGGGCGGCCUGCUCUUCAUGCUCUUCCUCGUCGGCGCCUUCGUCCUCUCGAACCGCUCGACCCCCACCAUCCCCAGAGUGUCCGAGGACGUGCGCGAGGCCUCGGCCACGCUGCUCAACAACAUCUUCAAGGACGCCGGCGUCCCCAACAACGAGAACGCCAUCGUGCCCGCCGGGCCCCAGCCCUCCGGCGGCGCCGACUGGACGUCGAGCGCCUCGGUGCCGAUGGCGAGCGGCAACAUGGAGGGCGUCGCGCCCUCGAUGCUCGGCGACCUCGCGGACUCGCUCACGCAGCCCACGCAAGAGCAGACGACGGAGCAGCUGUUCUCGCUGACGCCCGCGCAGUACAACGGCGUGACGUCGCAGGACUUCAUGCGCACGGCAUCGGCGCGGUCGUCGAGCAGCCAGAACCGGCGGAACCUCGCGGAGGCGCUGAGCAGCAUGCGCGGCAGCACGGCAACCGAGAAGCAGCAGCAGUCGGCGGCGGAGGUGUACACGCGGUCGCUGCUGUGGGACCAGAUCCCCGGCGACGUCGUGCGGAACUUCGCCAAGAUGGUCGCCGAGUGCAACAACGCCAACAGCGGUGGCGGCCAAACCUGUGGUGGCAACGACGCUAAUUCAUGACGGGUUUUUUUUUUUUUGGAUGGGGGGGUAUGAAUGAAUAUGAAUGAGAGAGGAAUGAGAGAGGAAUGAGAGAGAGGAAAAUGAAUUACAGUAUAACGACGUUUAAUGACUUCUAACGACCAAAAUAUGAAUCACCAUGACCACGAACCACCCAACCAAAGACACACAACAACAACAUUGGAUCGAUUCCAAACACGGAUCCAAAAAUUUCUAUCUAUCUAUCUAUCUAUCUACAACUACCGCUUCCAGAAGCGAAAAACACGCACAGCACAGCGCAGCACAGCACAGCACCAGCCAUUAUUAUAUCUUUGUCUGCUUUUUUUUUUUUCUU
Messenger RNA from Hypoxylon fragiforme, 2465 nucleotides. Its product is annotated as bZIP transcription factor. The record is from RefSeq and is a predicted model, not a curated record. The coding region runs from base 254 to 2134 and encodes 626 amino acids. Gene Ontology annotation, biological process: regulation of DNA-templated transcription. The transcript has a single exon. NCBI's taxonomy places the organism in Eukaryota, Fungi, Ascomycota, Sordariomycetes, Xylariales, Hypoxylaceae. Gene Ontology annotation, molecular function: DNA-binding transcription factor activity.